AUGUUUUUUUUCAGAAAAAAGCACCGUCACCCACCACCACUACAAUUUCGUCUCCGUAAUUUCCUCCAAUACACCAAUUUGAUUAUUGGUUCUUUUAGAUUCACAAAAAUCUAUGUUUACAACAAUAUGAAGGUUGGUUGCAGGCUUUUAAUUCAAAGCCGAAGCGUCGUUCUAGGAUUCAUCAAAUCCCCAAUGUUAAUUCGCAAUCACCAUAUCUCCCCCCCUCAAUUUUUGGGAUUACGAUGUAUAAAUCAAGCCCAGAAACCCUUUUCUGUUACCAAUCCAAAUUGGGGCCAAUCUAGAGUUUUUCCCGCUACCUGUUGUAGUUCGAACAAGAAUGGUAGCAGUAAACCUCGUUACGUAUCGGAUUAUUCAACAAAAUUAGAAACUAGCGUGAAUGACAAGAAUUUCGAGAAGAUUUACGUGCAGGGUGUUGAUGAAUUAGAUGAAAAGACGCCGGUAGUGGUAGAGAAGAAAGAUGAAACCGUAGAUAGGGAUGGGGAAGAAUCUAGGUUAAAGAAUGACGUACAAAAUGAAAAUUUAGUCUCACUAGAUCCUACAGAGAGGGUAGAAUCAGAGGCGGAGAAAGAAGCGUGGCGGUUGUUGAAGGAGUCAGUUGUAACGUACUGCGGCAGUCCGGUGGGGACGUUGGCCGCCAAUGAUGCCGGAGAUAAGACGCCAUUAAAUUACGAUCAGGUUUUUAUUCGAGAUUUCGUCCCGUCGGCUUUAGCUUUCUUGCUAAGGGGAGAAGGAGAGAUCGUUAGAAACUUCCUCCUCCAUACUCUGCAAUUACAGAGUUGGGAGAAAACCGUGGAUUGUUACAGCCCAGGUCAAGGAUUGAUGCCUGCAAGUUUCAAAAUAAGAACCGUUCCCCUUGAUGACAACAAGGUUGAAGAAGUUUUAGACCCUGAUUUUGGUGAAUCUGCUAUAGGCCGUGUUGCGCCUGUUGAUUCUGGAUUAUGGUGGAUUAUCAUGUUGAGAGCUUACACAAAGAUCACUGGUGAUUAUGCCAUGCAAGAAAGGGUCGAUGUUCAAACAGGCAUCAAACUGAUUCUGAAUUUGUGUUUGUCAGAUGGUUUUGAUAUGUUUCCUUCUUUAUUGGUUACUGAUGGCUCCUGCAUGAUUGAUCGAAGAAUGGGUAUCCAUGGACACCCUUUGGAGAUCCAAGCGUUAUUCUACUCAGCCCUAAGGUGUGCACGGGAGAUGCUUGCAUCAGAUGAAGGAUCCAAGAAUUUGGUGAGGACAAUCAACAAUAGACUGAGUGCAUUAUCCUUUCAUAUAAGAGAAUAUUAUUGGAUAGAUAUGAAGAAAAUCAAUGAAAUUUACCGAUAUAAAACCGAAGAGUAUUCAACAGAAGCAACAAACAAAUUCAACAUUUAUCCAGAACAAAUUCCCCAUUGGUUAAUGGAUUGGAUCCCAGAAGAAGGAGGAUACAUGAUUGGCAAUCUACAACCCGCACAUAUGGAUUUUAGAUUUUUUACACUUGAAUCCAAAUGGGAUGAUCUUGUUGGCAACAUGCCUGUUAAGAUCUGUUACCCUGCCUUGGAAUAUGAAGAGUGGCGCAUAAUCACUGGUAGUGACCCGAAAAAUACACCAUGGUCUUAUCACAAUGGCGGUUCCUGGCCAGUUCUUCUAUGGCAGUUCACAUUAGCUUGUAUCAAGAUGGGGCGAAUAGAAUUAGCAAGAAAGGCGGUGGAUCUUGCUGAAAGUAGAUUGCAUGCUGAUCAUUGGCCAGAAUAUUAUGAUACCAGAAAUGGAAAGUUUAUAGGGAAGCAAUCUAGGCUUUACCAAACAUGGACAAUUGCUGGAUUUUUGACAUCUAAAAUGCUUUUGGAAAAUCCUGAAAAAGCAUCUCUUUUAUUUUGGGAAGAAGACUAUGAGCUUCUUGAAAUAUGUGUUUGUGCUCUUACCAAAACAGGCAGGGCAAAAUGUUCUCGUGGUGCUGCCAAAUCACAGAUUCUCGUGUGACAACAAGAACCCUAUUGUGUUGUACAGUAAUAUGAUAUCAAAUUUUAGAGUAAGUUAUAGAUAUAGCAGUAUUAAAAAAAAAAUGAAAUACUGCAAUUUUUUUGUAUUUGAUAUCAUUUAUACCCAAUAUUGUUUUGUUCUCCGAUUAAUUGAGCCAGUUAAUCGAGUAAUAUGAAUCAUAAGUUACAAGCUUCUUUUUUGGGAUUGGACCAAAUCUUGAAUUUAUACCCA
Lactuca virosa is the source of this 2199-nucleotide messenger RNA. The record is from the annotation of a GenBank genome assembly. NCBI's taxonomy places the organism in Eukaryota, Viridiplantae, Streptophyta, Magnoliopsida, Asterales, Asteraceae.